Helianthus annuus (common sunflower) is the source of this 852-nucleotide messenger RNA. RefSeq lists its product as uncharacterized. The record is from RefSeq and is a predicted model, not a curated record. Bases 1 to 852 code for a protein of 283 amino acids. NCBI's taxonomy places the organism in Eukaryota, Viridiplantae, Streptophyta, Magnoliopsida, Asterales, Asteraceae. The transcript has a single exon.
AUGGUAAAGUUCAAUGGUCUAACUGACCCAGACGAUCAUGUUCGAGUAUUUACAAGCGUUGGUGUUAUGGGAGGACAGAACAUGCCAAUGUGGUGCCAUCUGUUUAUCAAGACCUUCACAGGGGCUGCUCACGCCUGGUUCGACAGCCUUUCGCCUGGAAAGAUCACGUCAUGGGUCGACUUCAGAACCCAAUUUGUAAAUCAUUUCAGCCAGCAAAGACGUUAUCAGUGCGACACAGCUAAGGUAACAGACAUCUGGCGCAGAGACAACGAGGGGCUAGAAGAUUUCAUCACUAGCUUCAACAAGGAAUGUUUAGAGAUUGGUGGUGUUAAUGAACAAUUGAUGCGCGCUCACUUCAAGAAAGCCAUUCGAUGUGAUAGUCUCAUCAGGACUAUCACAGGAAAAGACGGUAUGCCCAAGGAAUGGGACAAACUCAUGGAGGCCGCGAAGAUAGUAGCGCAAACCGAAGAAUCGUUGGCCGGUACCAAAAACUCUUACACUGAAGAUCGUUUUUCCAAGGGAAGCUCGCGCGAUAACAACAGGCGGAACAAAAACAGAAACCCUGGGUGGAAAGCAAACCAGUCCAGCAGUUAUGAUGAAAGGCCUCGCUUUAAAGAAGACGUGCGAGACACAAUCGAUCGCAUCGGUUAUCGAAAGGCAGUCAGGAACGAGAAUCGAGAAAAACACUGGACUCCGCUCAUUAGGACACCGAAAGAGGUGCUCAUGAAGGAGAACCAUGACUUCAAGGCACCAAAGCCUAUGACAAACAAGAAGGGGCAAGAUCCAAACCUGUACUGCAAUUUUCACAAGGAUACAGGUCAUCUGACGGAUGAUUGUAUCAGUCUAAGGUAA